AGAAUUACGGAAAGUUGAUGUCUGAUCAAUUCAAUUCAGAAACAAAAUGGCGUCAGGAGGAAGUUAUGAUGAUGAUGACUUUUACAAGAGGGUACUUAGCAGCAGCCAGAAGAGGUUUGUGAGUGACGCAGACCCUGUAGCAUUACUGGAUGUGUGUCUCCAAAAACAGAUUAUCGGCCAAGAUCUGUGUAGAGAUAUUUCGGAGUUAGCAAAUACAUCACAAAAGAACAGACAAAUUUUAGAAACCGUAUGUUCAAAAGGAAAAGACGGGUACAGACGCUUCAAGGAAUGUCUUAGAGAAUCAGGUCAAAGGCAUCUUGCGGACCAUCUAGAACAAAAUGAGAACGAAAUAAAACAGACAGCAAGAAAAAAAACCAUACAAACGAUUGGAAAGGUAUCAGAUGAGGACCUAGCCCAAAUUGCACAUAAGAUAGGCAAAAACUGGGAACAGCUUGCCCCUGCUCUUGGCUUAAUGAAUGUAGAAGUUGAACGUAUAUAUCAAAUGCUGAUGACGUGGAAAAAAAAAUAUGGAGAAGCUGCCACUUUACAAAACUUGUCAUCAAAGAUUCAGAGCAUGCCGUCAGUAAACGUGGAUAUGGAUUACAUAUAUGAUAAUGUGUCCAAUGCUGUUAUGGCUGAUUCAUAUCAAAGAUCGAAACCCACUAGAGUCAUGCCGCAAGAUGUAAAAGGCGAUCUUCGUCUAGAGCCAGUUGAAAAUUCAGUGUCAAUUAGUAGUGGAAGCAAUGGCGGUGAAGAUAAAUAUAAACAAGUAGAAGAACAGCCUUCGUCUUCUAAUAUCGUGAACGGAGUAAGUGCAGCAAAGGAACGAUCAGAACAACAGCCACAAGAGGAAAGUCCCAAUGCAUCGACAGCAAGCAGAUCUGAGAAAGUGAUAACUGCGGAAAAUCAAAUUGACACAAACACAACGCCCUCAUCAGAAUUACCCACACCAACAGUUGAACCAACGUACGAAAACUUAAAUAUGAGUUUUAAAUCAGAAUAUGAUAGUACGGAAAAACAGCCCAUUCAAGCUAGUCAAGACGAGAAAAGUGACGGUGAUUUAUCCGCAUUAGAUACCCUUCAGUACAAGGAGAAAGACAAAGGCCGAGGUGAAAAUAAAGAUUGUUGUCUUAGUAAAAACAUAGUAGUUGAAAGGCCCGCUGAAUCAAACGACGAUUCUUCAAGUGCGGCCAGAGAAAAUAGACUGCAAAAAGUAUUCAAACCCCCACGAGACAAACCCCGUCGUAAAUGUACCCAUGACGGAAAGCUUCUAAUUUGUGAAGAAGGGGUUUUUCGUGAUAUAAAGGCCUACUGCAACACAAAUAAACCAAUAGAAGGAGGAUUCGGAUACGUUUAUAUUUCUGAAAGAAAGAUCCCCGGUCUGGAUAUCAAAGUGGCUUUAAAAGAAAUGAACUGUGCUGGAGGAAAUGAACAUUUUGAGCACUCUGCAACCAAUGAGAAACUUGCGUCUCGGAUAAUGCAUUUUGCCAUAGUCCCGUUGUUGGCAAUGGGAUGUGAUACAAAUGAACGGAUUUACUGGUUUCUAUCACGUUGCCUCGACAAGGGGGAUUUGUACACAUUGAUUGAAAAGGAUACCAGUCGCAUCGAAAAGAAUGCCGUUGCAGAUAUUGAGUUAAACAGGCAAAGACGACUGAAAAUUCUGUACCAUAUUAGUGCAGCAAUAGACUUUCUUCAUACAGAAAUUGAAAAUUUCAGGGGCGCAAUAAUUCAUUUAGAUGUCAAAACACGUAACGUCGUUCUGGAUAGAUUUUACAACGCAAGGCUUACAGAUUUCGGAGUAGCAAGAGAAACGACUGAAAACGAAACCUCAAUCAAGACAUCACCAACUGCUAUUCCUUUAACAAAAGGAUACUUUCACCCACCAACAUACGACAAACUUGAAAAGUACUUUGAUUAUUUCAAUAUAGGUGUAGUGAUAAGAGAGUUGUUGACCGGGAAACACGCAAACUUCAAAUACUCGGAAGACUCGAAAGAACAGUAUCUAAAAGACCUAGAUGAGGUUGAAGUGGAAUAUAACGUUCAGGACAAUAUUUGGAACGAUCAAAAAAAGCUUUGUCAGUCAGCAGAGAUACUGCUCACAUUAUCACAGCAAUGUAUUGACAGUGCUAAACAAAGUGAAGUUAGGAAAGAUGAUAAAUUGACAUCUGAGGACAUUUUGAAAGAAACGCAGAGAUUAAUAGACCAGUUUUGUAGCGGUGCAUGGGAAAGAUUACCAGCCGAGGAACAGAAUUCAGAUGAUGAUAAUUGUGAGAUGUGUAUGAUCAAUCCUUCAGCAGAAACAGUUGCCUCAGUGAAACAGAGUGUCGCGCGCAAACCUCAGGACCUUAUCUUAAAGCACUAG
Molecule: messenger RNA, 2362 nt
Organism: Mercenaria mercenaria
Lineage: Eukaryota; Metazoa; Mollusca; Bivalvia; Venerida; Veneridae
Exons: 14
Coding region: 47-2362 (771 amino acids)
Biological process (GO): signal transduction; protein phosphorylation; regulation of apoptotic process
Cellular component (GO): plasma membrane
Molecular function (GO): ATP binding; protein binding; protein kinase activity
Source: RefSeq, a predicted model, not a curated record